AUGAAGCAGUUGCUGCACUUCACUGGUGAUGACAGCUUCACGCCGUUUUCGCUGUGCAUGUUCUUCGUUGUGUUCUACAUGUUCGCGUGUUGGACCUACGGUAUUGCUGUGCCAUCGGGUUUGUUCGUGCCCAGCUUACUCGCUGGCGCAGCCUAUGGUCGCAUUUGUGUGAUGUUCGUUCACUACCUCGACUUCCCUGUGGGCGCUCAGGAUGGUAUGUUCGCUCUAAUUGGUGCUGCCAGUAUGCUUGGUGGCAUGGCACGUAUGACUAUUUCGCUGACGGUGAUUAUCCUUGAGUGUACGGGCGUGAUCGAGUGGGGUCUUCCCAUUAUGGUGUCCCUUAUGGCUGCCCGUUGGGUUGGCAACAGUUUCAACGAGGGUCUGUACGACAUCCACAUUCACUUGAACCAUUUGCCAUUUCUUGAGUUCGAUCCGCCUUAUUACGCGCGUUUUCUGCGUGCCCUUAACGUCAUGAGCUCACCUCCAACGUGCGUACCGCAGAUUGCCAAGGUCGGUGAGAUUUACGAUGUGCUGAAGAAUUGUAAUCACGGUGGUUUUCCAGUGAUUGUGCCCCGGAGUCAGGAUGCUGCAGGUGGUGGGCAACAACCUAAUCUUAGCGCUAAACGAAGGUCUCCUCGCUUCUCAGGUAUAAUCAAUCGACACCAUUUGGCUGUGCUACUUCAGCGUAAGGACUUUUUUGUCGAGAAGCCAGAACCCUUUGUUCGCAUUCCUGCCGGUGACACAACGCUAUUGUACAAUGACCAGUACGCGCUUUCAUAUCGGGACAUGGAAGGCAGCUAUCCACGAUACCCAUCCGUCAGUGACAUUCAACUAGACGAGGAGGAGCGAGGUUUGUGGAUGGAUCUUACACCAUACAUGAAUACUACGCCGUACACUGUCCAGGAGCAGACUCCAGUACCGCGUGCUUUCCGUCUGUUUCGAUCAUUGGGACUACGUCAUCUCAUUGUGCUGAACCGGCGUAAUGAAGUGCGUGGACUGAUUACACGAAAAGACCUGACACCGGCGCAUCUCAAGUUUUGCCUUGAGGCACUGAGCGAAGCGGAGAAGCAGCGUAUUAAGGGUUAUUUCCAUCGCGAUCGCUGUGGGUCAGAGCGAUUUGAAGACGUGGAGAAGAAGCUGAUCAGGAUUAAUGACAACUGGUAA
Peronospora belbahrii is the source of this 1164-nucleotide messenger RNA. The record is from the annotation of a GenBank genome assembly. Lineage: Eukaryota; Oomycota; Peronosporomycetes; Peronosporales; Peronosporaceae.